Messenger RNA from Falco peregrinus (peregrine falcon), 1213 nucleotides. RefSeq names its product netrin receptor DCC-like. The record is from RefSeq and is a predicted model, not a curated record. NCBI's taxonomy places the organism in Eukaryota, Metazoa, Chordata, Aves, Falconiformes, Falconidae. Bases 83 to 1213 code for a protein of 376 amino acids. The transcript has 8 exons. Gene Ontology annotation, cellular component: membrane.
GGUAGCUGGUGCAAUGUGGCGGCGAGGAGCUGUCAGCCUCUAAUGACAUUGUCUCUUUCUUGCAGUCAAGCACCCUGACAAAAUGGCUAAUGACCAAGAUCGGCACGGGGAUGGCUCGUACUGGCCGGUGGACACCAACCUGAUCGACAGGAGCAUUCUGAACGAGCCCCCCAUUGGGCAGAUGCACCCUCCCCACAGCAGCAUCACGCCCCAGAAGAACAGCAACCUCCUCAUCAUCAUCAUCAUCACCGUCAGCGUCAUCACGGUGGUGGUGGUGGUAGCGGUGGCCGUCAUCUGCACCCAGCACUCCUCGGCGCAGCAGAGGAAGAAACAUGCAACCCAAAGCACUGGUAAAAGGAAGGGCAGCCAGAAGGACUUGAGACCUCCAGAUCUCUGGAUACACCACGAGGAGAUGGAAAUGAAGAACAUCGAGAAGCCGACGGGCUCAGACACCACAGGAAGGGACUCGCCGAUGCAGAGCUGCCAGGACAUCACUCCCGUCAGCCACAGCCAGUCGGAAACGCAGCUGGGCAGCAAGAGCACCCCGCAGCCCGGUCCUGAGACAGAAGACAUCGGAAGCAGCAUGUCCACGUUGGAGCGCUCCCUUGCUGCCCGCAGAGCCACCCGUGCCAAGCUCAUGAUCCCCAUGGAUUCACAACCAACCAACCCUCGUGAGUACCAGGACCUUCCCCCGGCCCCCUUCUGCACCCCCCAAGCCACCCUCGCCCACCUGAAGAUCUCCUACGCUGUGGUCAGUGCCAUUCCAGUGCCAACGCUAGAAAGUGCCCAGUAUCCCGGGAUCCUGCCAUCCCCGACCUGCGGAUACCCGCACCCGCAGUUCACCCUGCGGCCGGUGCCAUUCCCGACCCUCUCUGUGGACAGGACCUUUGGAGCAGGAAGAACUGUUAAUGAAGGCCCAGCACCGCAGCAGCUGCCCUUGCUGCCGCAGACGCAGCCUGAGCACUCCAACAGUGAGGAUGCCCCGAGCAGAAUCAUCCCCACCGCCUGUGUCCGCCCUACGCACCCUCUGCGCAGCUUUGCCAAUCCCUUGCUACCUCCGCCCAUGAGUGCAAUAGAACCGAAAGUCCCUUACACACCGCUUCUGUCUCAAACAGAAUGGGAGUGGAGAGAGAAAGGAAUGAAAAAGGGACAGCACGUCACCGGCAGUUCUGGGUCUUUAACACUACUCACGGGCAUGAUGCCCCAGCCGUAG